Messenger RNA from Cyclopterus lumpus (lumpfish), 2448 nucleotides. It is a transcript of the gene rabggta, whose product is annotated as Rab geranylgeranyltransferase subunit alpha. Gene Ontology annotation, molecular function: Rab geranylgeranyltransferase activity; protein binding; zinc ion binding. NCBI's taxonomy places the organism in Eukaryota, Metazoa, Chordata, Actinopteri, Perciformes, Cyclopteridae. Bases 162 to 2003 code for a protein of 613 amino acids. Gene Ontology annotation, biological process: protein geranylgeranylation. Gene Ontology annotation, cellular component: Rab-protein geranylgeranyltransferase complex; cytoplasm. The transcript is spliced from 16 exons. The record is from RefSeq and is a predicted model, not a curated record.
GACGCUCGCAGUGACGUAGAUUUCCCGAGCCGGAAGUGAAUAAUUGUAGUCGUCAGAAAGCCUGAUAGUGACACGACAAAUCAAACGACACUGACAACAAGCCACGGGAAGAAACGGACAGAUCUUUUGGGGGAAAGUCUUCUCCAUAAACAGGAAGGAAGAUGCAUGGCCGAGUGAAGGUGAAGUCUACAGCCCAGCAGGAGGAGGAGAAAAGAAAGGAACGGGAGAAGAAGCUGAAGGUCUACUUGGCUGCACGAGACGCCUGCUUCUCCAAGAGAAAGGAGGGCAUCUGGGAUGAGGGGGCUCUCCAGGUUACUCAGCAGCUCCUCUCGUCCAAUCCGGACUUCGGAACCCUGUGGAACUACCGCAGAGAGACCCUGAUGCACCUGGAGACCGUGAGGGACGAGGACGAAGUGCAGAAGAUUUACGAGGCCGAGCUGUCCUUCCUGGAGUCUUGCCUGAAAGUGAACCCCAAGUCGUACGGCAGCUGGCACCACCGGGGUUGGGUCUCGAACCGCCUGCCCCGACCGGACUGGGCCCGGGAGCUGGGCCUGUGCGACCGCUGCUUGAGCCUGGACGACCGCAACUUCCACUGCUGGGACUAUCGCCGAGUGGUGGUGAAGAUGUCCGGCGUGCCCGUGGACCAGGAGCUGGCGUUCACCGACCGCCUCAUCGGCUCCAACUUCUCCAACUACUCCAGCUGGCACUACCGCAGCACGCUGCUGCCGCUGCUCCACCCGGAGUCCCCCGAGGAGCCGGCGCCGCCUCCCCGCCGCGCCUCCUCCUCCCCGCCGCCUUCCCCGCAGAGCCGCUCCCAUCGCGUCUGCGAGGAGCAGCUCCUCAAAGAAUACGAGCUGGUGCAGAACGCGUUCUUCACCGACCCGAACGACCAGAGCGCUUGGUUCUACUACCGCUGGCUGCUGGGCAGAGCGGAGCGAGAGGAGAUAAUCAGCUGCAUGUUCGUCAGCCGCGAGGAGGAGCGAGUGUCCGUCGCCUUCUCCCGGGCCGUGAACUCCGCCGGCCUGCUGCUGGUGCUCGACGGUCAGCCUCAGAGAGUGGAGUGGAGGAGCGUCCACCCGCGCUUCAAACACAGCCCCGUGUGGAUCUGUGAUCUCGCUCCUGGAACGAUAAGCGACGUCACCAAUGAGCACAACCUGACGGUCCACUGGAUGGAGAAGCACACGCACAGAGACUGUGCGCUGUACACAGGUCGGACCGAGAGCUGGUGUCGGGACUCCGCUACGGAUCAGGAACUCUUCAGGAGCGAUCUCUCCGUGGAGAAGACCUCGGUGCUGCAGUCGGAGCUGCAGUCGUGUAACCAGCUGCGAGAACUGGAGCCGCUCAACAAGUGGUGCUUACUGACCAUCAUCCUCCUGAUGAGGGCGCUGGACCCUCUGGGGUACGAGAAGGAGACGCUCGCUCAUUUCCAAACGCUGGAAGUGAGUCGCGCAAAAACUCGUCCUCUCGACGCCGAGCAGGAAGUGGGGUCGCUGACUUCCUCCUUCUCCUUUUUUUUGUUUUCACCCUCCCGCCAGGAAGUGGAUUCCAUGCGCUCGGCUUAUUACGGCGACCUGUGCAGCAAGUUCAUGAUCGAAAACACCAUCCUGAAGAUGGAGUACGCCGAAGUGCGCGUCUUCAGUAUUUCUGACAAGAGCUUGACCACGUUAUGCCACCUGGACCAGCUGCUGUUGGUCACCCACAUCAACCUGUCCUCCAAUCAGCUGCAUCGACUGCCCCCUCAGUUCGCCAUGCUGCAGUGCCUGGAGGUCUUGGAGGCCAAUAACAACUCGAUAGAAAACCUGGAAGGAGUUUAUCACCUUCCCAAACUGGAGGAAGUCCUCUUGAAGAAUAACAAAAUCUCCACGUUGGCGGAUCUUGAGCCGCUGGCCUCCUGCCCCAAGCUGAAGCGCCUCGACCUCCGCGGCAACCCCGUCACUCAGGUGGCCAACGUGGAGGCGGAGCUAACGGCGCUGCUGCCCUCGGUCGUGGACCUGCUGCUCUGAUCGACGCCCCCUGUGUGUUCUGUAUGUGACGGGAGCAAGUGGCUGCUUUUCUCUUCUCAGUUCGUUCCACUUGUCAAUCACUCGACCCCCCUUCCCCCCCCCUCCCCCCCUCCGAGGGUCUGAAGGCCCGAUGCCCUCGUGACACCAGCAAAGUGUCCACAUCCAUGUGAGUGAGUGAGCGCUUGAUUCUCAAUGUUGGAUGUCCUCGGUACCACGUGCAUGCCUAAAAUAACCUGAUAAAUGGAGUUCAUUGACUGGAUUGGCGUGCAGCAAUGUUGGCUUAUUGCUUCUGUGAGCUUUAAAACGGUCGGAUCGCUUAGUUCACUGUUUCUUUUCUCUUUUUGUCGUGUAAAGCGUUUAAUAUAUGACACUCUACUGUUGCACAGUAAGUCACAGAUCCACUAAUAAAACCGCACACAUUGUGUCACUGCCUUCCAAAAGUAAA